This is a messenger RNA of Xiphias gladius (swordfish), 1508 nucleotides long. It is a transcript of the gene lrrc23, whose product is annotated as leucine rich repeat containing 23. The transcript has 8 exons. Gene Ontology annotation, molecular function: protein binding. The coding region runs from base 443 to 1414 and encodes 323 amino acids. NCBI's taxonomy places the organism in Eukaryota, Metazoa, Chordata, Actinopteri, Istiophoriformes, Xiphiidae. The record is from RefSeq and is a predicted model, not a curated record.
CGCAAAGCACACUUGUCCUUGAAUUUUGUUUGCACGCUCAAACGCUUAAGCUCACGUGCUUAUGUUGAGUUUCCAUGGUAACAACAGUAAACGCUGCUCUUGUUUUACUUCUCGGGAUCGAUAGACAAACUGCAGUUAGCUCUAUCAAAGGGUUAACACUAGCUUCUUGGUAAGAUCACUUACAUUUGGUAGUUAUAUUUCGUUAUCAUGGUAACUGUUGUAAAGUUUUAUAAAGCUGAAGUAAGUUUCACAGGUUAGCUAGUUACUUUAACUUGACAGUCACACGAAGUACUGCUAGCGUAGCUAGCUAACCCAGUCUGCUGUGUAUUAUUAGUUAGCCAACGUAAACCCAACGCAGGUUGACUCCCGGUUUGUCAGCCAUCAACCGGUCUGCCACAGUGACCCGCUACUUUUUGUGAAAACAUAAAUCAAUUUGAUCAGGAUGUCUGAGGUGGAUGAAGAUGCAGUCAUGUCGGAUGUAGAGGGGCAGGAAGAAACGCCUCAAGACGGGCUCGGAGAGGACGAGAAGCUACAGGUUUGCCAUUUGACCCAACAAACAAUCAGUCAGGGGCUCUCAUUACUGUGCCGAACAGGAAAUGGAUUAGGAUAUGCAUUUGUCAAACUGGACCUAAAAGACAAAGGACUGAAUGACUUAGCUGCAAUUAGCAGUUAUAUUCACCUUCGUUUUCUGGACGUAUCCAACAACCACCUUACUGAUCUUUCUCCUCUUGCAUCUCUGAUCCAACUGCUUUGGCUGAAGGUUGACAGUAAUGCUGUGGCAUGCUUCAAAGGGCAACCUUUCGCUCAGUUAAUUUACCUGCAGUGGCUGAGUAUGGCAGUGAACCAGCUGACAAACCUGGACGGCCUAGUCGGGCCUGCUUUAGAGAGCCUCAAUCUUACAGGUAACAGUAUUAAGACAGUGACUGGUCUUCAGAGUGGCUGCUUUGCCAACCUGGUAACUCUAGAGCUGAGAGGAAACCACUUGAAUACUACUGAUGGCAUCAACCUUCCCAACCUCCGACGAUUAUAUCUGGCCCAAAAUGUGAUCAAAUGUCUAGAAGGUUUGGAGAGGUUAGAGCGCCUCACCACCCUUCACCUUCGAGACAACCAGCUAGAUACUCUGGAUGGUCUCAGCCCCAGCAUGAAGUGUCUUCAAUACCUCAAUGUCAGAGGCAAUGCAAUCUUAAAUGAGAAUGCCCUACAGUGCCUUGGGCUUGUGUCAAAAACUCUGCGUGCUUUGGUCCUUUCUGAGAACCCACUGGUGGAAACAACAGACUACCGGCUAAGUGUACUGAUGCUCGUGCCACAGCUGGAGCGAAUUGACAAAGAUCCAGUCUCUCCUGAGGAGAGGACUGAGGCCCGAGAGAGAAUCAAGGUAGAGGAACUUAAACAAGAGGAAAUACCUGAGCCAUAAGAUUUGAAAUGUUGGCCAAAAUGAGGAAGUGUUUGACUUCCCCGACUUUCUUGAAAAGACAGGUGGUUGGGUGAUUGACUUGCGUUUUUGUAUG